Messenger RNA from Closterium sp. NIES-65, 2253 nucleotides. The record is from the annotation of a GenBank genome assembly. Lineage: Eukaryota; Viridiplantae; Streptophyta; Zygnematophyceae; Desmidiales; Closteriaceae.
AUGGCGGCUCGCCGUCGAAUCGCCAUGUCGCCGAAGCUGCUCGCCGCGCUCGCCAUCGCGGUGCGCCUCGUCGCUCUCGCCGCCGCCAUGUUCGCGCCGGACGGCAACGUGGCAUCGCUGGACUCGGAGAGUUUCGCCUCCCAAGUGCUCGGUCAACCCGCCGUCUGGCUCGUGGAGUACCACCAGGACAAGUGCGAGCCGUGCAUGCAGUUCGCGCCCGAGGUCGCCAAGGUCGCCGACUCGCUCAAAGGGCUCGUCAAGGUGGGAGCCAUCAACUGCAACAAGGCGCCGGACGUGUGCAUGCAGGCGCAGAUCAAGGAACUGCCUGCAUUCAGGCUGUACCCAUGGGAGGUGAGGGCCAACCCGUACACGCACAAGCGCUACAAGGACGCGCCUCAGGUGUUCACAGGAGACAACACAGCCAAGGCGCUCGUCAGCUUCGCCACUGCCGCCCUACCCCACGACCUAGUGGCCAACAUCUCCUCUGGCGCCUCUGCUGAUGCUUUCCUCUCCACCAACGCCACCCUCAACAAGGUGGUGCUCUUCUCCACCAAGCCUGCCGUCACGCCGCUCUUUAAGGCGCUCUCGCUGCAAUUCAGGAAGCGGCUGGUGUUUGCGCAGGCCAAGUCAACUGAUGAGGCUCUGGCGGCCUCCUUUGGCGCCACCUCCUUCCCCGCGCUCUUCCUGCACAAGCCGGACGGCACCAGGCAGCUCUACGACGGUCCGCUCAAGCCCGAGCCAAUCGCCGCCUUCCUUGAGCAGUUCGCCGCCCCGGCCGAGCCCACCGCUGACUCAGCGACAGCUGGCGAGGCGGAGGGGGGGCCGGGGGGGGAGGAGGGGCAAUCGCGGUGGGUGCGGCAGAUGAGGGCGGCGAAUGUGAGCAGCCAGGUGCUACAGCGUGAGGAGAUGUGGAUGGUUGCCCUCACGUCCUCUGCCGAGGAGUGCAGGGAGGUGAAGGAGAAGUUUGAGAAGACAGCAGAGGAGCUCGUGGGCAUGAUCUUUGUGGGAGUGGUGGACAUGCACACGGAUGAGGAUGCCAAGAGUCUUGCGACCAAGUACGGGGUGAAGGAGCAGUGUGGAGAGGCGCUGCUAUUCCCCUUGGGAGACGACAAGGAGGAGAACGAGCCCGAUCGCAUGCCCCUGGCGGCCUCCCUCAAGGCCAUGACAGCAGCAGUGUACGCCCUGGCGCCCGACUCCUUUGUGCGCCACAUCACUGCUGACUCGCUCGAGGUCUUCGCUCAGACCAACCCGCUGCAGCCCAAGGUGUUUCUGUUCACGAAUAAGAGGGAGACACCUGGCAUGUACAAAGUGCUCUCCACCACCUUCCGCAAAGACGCUCUCUUUGCCCUGGUGCAUGAGAGUGAGAAGAAGGUCAUCGCUCGGUUCAAAGUUGCCAAAUUCCCCCACAUGUCGAUAAUGUUCCCGGCGCCCAGUCCAGGGAGGGAGGGCGAGGUGCAGCUGACAGUGCGGGACUUUCCCGGCCCCCUCAAGUACCACACUGUUGCGCCGCAGCUCAUGCAGUUGGUGGCGGCAGCGCGGCAGUUUGCGGCGCCAACAGCGGAGAUAGUGGCAUUGGGGGAGGGCAAGGAGGGGCAGGAGGAUGCCUUCCAGACAGAAUGCGUCGACUCCAAUCGCCUGUGUGUGAUUGGUCUGUUCAACACCGACUCCCCACUCGACCAGCUCAAGCGGGUGGCAGCCAAGUGGCUGCGGGGCGGCCAGUUUGUCUUCAUGUGGCUGGACUCCGGGCGGCACAAGGCGUUGGCAUCGCGAGUGCUCCCGCUGCUAGGCGUGAGCCAUGAGGACCUGCCGACAGCGGUGGUGGUGAGCCCGCGCAAGAUGCGCUGCGCCGUGCUGCCAGAGAGCUUCUCCCCGCCCAUCCUCGACGCCUUCCUCGACUCGCUGCUCGCCGGCCGCGUCCGCACCUUCCCCCUCGAUCGCCUGCCAUCGUUCCUGCCGGGCCCUUCAAUGGAGUCUUUUCCCGCAUCAGAGGCGGCAGAGGAGGCAGCAGAACCAGAGCCGAUCGCAGAGGAGGAGUUUGAUCUGGCGGACAUCAUGAGCGAGCAGGUGGAGGACGCCGAUGCCGUCGCCUCAAAGGAGCACAAGAUUCUGCAGGCUGACAAGGAGGCAGAGGAGGAAGCAGCCAGGAAGGCAGCAGAGGCGGAGGCAGCAAAGAAGGCAUCGAAGAAGAAAAAGAAGAAGAGCAAGACCAAGAAGAGCAAAGCCGUGGACUCGGAUGUCAGGGAUGAGCUGUAG